This is a messenger RNA of Prorocentrum cordatum, 816 nucleotides long. The record is from the annotation of a GenBank genome assembly. Lineage: Eukaryota; Dinophyceae; Prorocentrales; Prorocentraceae.
AUGGCCCGGCAGCUGGCAGAGGGGUGGGGCCAGCACCGGUGGGACAGAUUCUCAUUCGAAUACCUGCAGUCACUAGUACAGCAGUUCACCCCGGGCCCAAGGCCGAGCACGGAUCACUGCCGCACCCUCCGGGGCGAAGGCGCUUGCCUGGAGGCCAACGGUUGCCAAGGGUUCCUGCACGGCCCCGCGUCCGCGCUGCGCGGCUCGCCGCUCCAGGGCCUGCACGACACCGGAGCGAGCGCGGGGCGCGCGCAAAGGGAAGAGUACGCAGCCAAUUCGCCACAGGCCUCAGCGGCAGCUGAGCCCCGCCGUGCCACCGGAAUGGUGAAGCGCAGGGCCAACUGGUCCGAGCCGGGCGCCGCAGGCGCCGGAGAUAGCGCCGCGUCGGCCGCGAUCCACAGCUUGGCGAUGGUGAUCGUGGCGGUGACGGUUGUGGCGAUGGCGAUGGCGACGGCGAUGACGAUGGCAAUCGGUAGAGACGCGCUCGCCUGCCUCAUCCUCGGCGAGGAGAAGAGCAGCCCGCCCCGGCCCCAUCCUCUGCCUCGAGCACUGUACGGUGAUGCAAUCGCUUCAUUCCUGCACUUCGACGAGCCAGUGCCCAACCAGCUCUAUGUCAUAGGCGGGCGCAACCGAGAAGAAGGACCGCUGGACACGGUCGAGAUGUUCGACACGUGGUACGGUUGUUGGGUGCAGUGCCCCAGCAUGUCUGCGCGACGUGCUGGUUGCGCUGCGGCUGUGCUUCCUGACGAGAGGAUCCUCUGCGUGGGCGGCUACGACGCCAACGGCAUCGUCAAAGGCCUCCUAGCCUCAUGUGAG